UAAUAUGUAGCUGCUCUCACUUUUGAAUGACAAAUUAAAAAAAACAAGAUAGAUUUUAUUUGGACUUUCACUCAUAACUCCAAAAAUAGUACAUUUACAAUUAAGUUUCGACUAAAACUGUCAUUCUUUGAGGCGAUAAAACAGAUGUGUCACUUCCUGACCCCUCCAUCGCUUGUUUUGUCUGUCCAGCAGUGCAUGAUGUUUCUGUAAAGCUCUGCCAGCAUGUGCCAUAUUUGACUUGUCUGUCCUGCACGUGCUGCAUGUUGUACUGACGCUGGCAUGCUUUCAGUAUAUUAGGAGAAUGAAUGUACAGUAUAUAUUACUUUGUCCUCAUCACAUUCAAAACACAAACUAGAUGUACAAAUAUAAGGGAAAACAUGGCAAGUGCACCUUUUAAUUUGGAUCUUUUUGUACGGUUUUUGAUUAGUUAUUUCAUCCUUGGUGUUGAAAUAAAACAACUUCAAAUACUUUCCAGUGAAUUAUUAGCUAGGUCAAAAAGAAAGCUGAUAAAACACUGGAGAGUAUGGGCUAGUCCAGCAUUUUAAGAGUCAGUUAUGGCAGUCAGGUAUUUUUAGGAGCUGUUUUACGGGUGUUCAGUUUCAGGUGACUGACCUGUAAACCUACUUACUGAUAUUCUUAACAAAUGCAGUGGUGAUUUAGGUUUAGGAAGCAUGUCACCAUCCUUCUCUCUCUUUUUCUGCCUCUUUUUUCAAGAUGCAUCAGAAGGCAAAACUCGGAUAAGACAGAGAAAGAGACACAAGAUGCAAAGAAAUUAACCUUCACUGUGACACUACCAGCUUCUAUCUUGGCUGCUGUUUAAGUUUUCCAAACAAAAAGGGCUGUUUUGGUGCCACCUGGUGCACAAAAUAAGCAUGCAUUAUGAAUAGUUGAACAGGAUUUUAUCAGUGUGUCUUCAACUGUCAGCUGAUCUAUUAGUCAGCAUGAGAUUCCUCACAGGAUCAGCUUUGAGAAAACAUGUUGCUCCUACUUAAUGUUUUUGCUUUGACAGCUGAUGAAUUCACACUUGCAUCCAAAAUGAGGGACAUUGAAUUAUUCCGAAAUGUAGUUUCACAUUCAGCCCCACUGAUCCAUCACUGUCACCAGUUAUUUCCUUCAGGAUAUUACAAUGAAAUUAACUUUUCAGCAACUGGUGGUGUCUUCUGACUAUGUCCAGGAGUGUAGAAAUCCUCAUACUAACCCGUCCCCCAGGACCGGUUGCCAAAACUGGGCCAUCCCAGGCUUCAGCUGGGUGGCAAACAAAGAGUGUCUGCAGGGGGCACCUCGACUGUUCUCAGCCAGCGACGGUGUGUGUGGUCACUGCUCCAGCGCAGAGAAGGACGCAGAGGAAAUUGAGCAGCCUGAGGAGGACGGUGCAGGCCAGCAGUCAGAGAGCGAUGCCUUGCCACGUCGGUUUCGCCAUCAGAGAGGUGAAACUCGAGAGGGCAGGAAAUUUCAGCAACACAGAGCUCUUAAUGCGGGUUCCAGUCUCCAUGGAGACCCUGUCCACAAUAUAAAGGUCUCCUCCAUCACAGGGCAUCUGAAGCCUUCUUUGCUCACAGAGAAGACCCCUCCUCAGGAAUCAUUCAUCUCCCAAGUGCCAUUAAGAUUACAGAUCAAAGUGUCUGGCCAGAGGGGUAGUUUGGGGAUCAGCAUCGCCGGUGGGAAGGGCUCUCUGCCUUACAAAGACCAUGAUGAGGGCAUUUUUAUUUCCAGAGUAACUAAAGGGGGGCCCUCAGAAAAGGCAGGAGUCCAUGUUGGAGACAGAUUGCUGGAGGUCAACGGCCUCAACAUGCAGGGGGUGACCCACCUCGAGGCGGUCAGCGCCCUCAGGAAUGCUGGGAGCUGCAUCAAGAUGAAAGUCCUCAGGGAGAGGUUGCUUCCCAGAGAGGUCAGUGUUCCCAACGAACCUCAGGAUCCUUCAGACGUAACGAGCCGACAACCGUGCAGCCAGGACGGCGGAGGCCAGAGGAGCAAACAGCUGAAGACGGAGAGCACAGAAGACUGUUUGUCCAAGAAGAUUGAGGCAGUUGUCUGCAACGGCAAUGGCAUUUCUGAUUUGGAGAAUGACCUGAAUCGGACCUUGUCUGAGCUGGAAGUGGAGGCCUUGACGAAAAAUGACUCACUUCAAGUGGGCAAACAUACAAUGACAAUCCCGCGGAUCAUCCUCACUCAUCCUUCUACCUCAGAUGAAGAUGUGGAGCUCUUGACACAGAGCCCCAGCAGAGAACUGCUACAUGAAUUUGACAUUCCUGACAGACACGCACACUCUGACUGUUUCGACAGUGCUUUCUAUCCACCUUGAACACAGCCAAGAACCUCGCACAUGACGGACACCGACUGUUAUUACCCAGCUCUUGGUUUUUUUUAGGCACUGAAGCAUUUUCAGUGACGUUACUGUAAAGGUUUAGUGUAAAACAAAGCAUUGGAAUGUGUUUUUUUUACUGUCACUGCAAAGCUUUUUUUUGUCUGUCAGAUUGAAUUGCUGCUAAUAGUAUCUGGUGAUAUUAAAGUCAUUUGCAAGGAUGGACACCUUUAAUAAUUCAGACUUUAUUUUUAUUACUAAAAACACAAAGUUUUGCCUGUGCAGCUACAAGUGCUAAGCAAGAACAGACUGUUCUCUAAUGUCACAUAUACAGUCAAUUAAACAAUGAACGCUGCUGGCUACCUCUACUUCACACCACUGUGCUGUAUGUUAAGGAUGUCCUGGUAAAUAGUGUCUCCGCCUGUGACAAUGUGAAGCCCUUAAACUUUUUAUAGUCUGUACCAAGAUAAAAUGCCACAUGGCGGCACACAGUGCUCAGCGGGGAGUCUGAGUCGUGCAGAGUUCUGAGACAGAUUGCACUCUGCUUCACAUCUCUGCACACCUUCUUUACGAGCUAAAUUAAGAUGUGUGAGAUUAUGCAGAAAUGUUUCUGUAAAGGAAAAAAGACCAGACAUCACACUGGAGGAACGUAUAACCUCGCUUCCAGAGCUAGAAUGUAUAAUUGUAGAUGUCAAUACCUGCCUUGUGUUAUUCCACAAAUUCUCACAGUAAAGGCUCGUUGUUCAGUGUUCACUUUUUCAAUAAAGUAUUGUUCCAAGAA
This is a messenger RNA of Thunnus maccoyii (southern bluefin tuna), 3083 nucleotides long. RefSeq names its product protein scribble homolog. Gene Ontology annotation, cellular component: postsynaptic membrane; postsynaptic density; adherens junction. The transcript is spliced from 7 exons. The record is from RefSeq and is a predicted model, not a curated record. Gene Ontology annotation, molecular function: protein binding. Gene Ontology annotation, biological process: neurotransmitter receptor transport, endosome to postsynaptic membrane; neurotransmitter receptor transport postsynaptic membrane to endosome. Bases 1127 to 2302 code for a protein of 391 amino acids. NCBI's taxonomy places the organism in Eukaryota, Metazoa, Chordata, Actinopteri, Scombriformes, Scombridae.